Messenger RNA from Papilio polytes (common Mormon), 3307 nucleotides. It is a transcript of the gene Pgant7, whose product is annotated as N-acetylgalactosaminyltransferase 7. The record is from RefSeq and is a predicted model, not a curated record. The transcript is spliced from 7 exons. Gene Ontology annotation, cellular component: Golgi apparatus. The coding region runs from base 180 to 1943 and encodes 587 amino acids. NCBI's taxonomy places the organism in Eukaryota, Metazoa, Arthropoda, Insecta, Lepidoptera, Papilionidae.
UGAAAGCAACAAUCAAAUCAGAAUCAAACAACAAUCGUCGUCGCUUCGAGGCAUCGAGUAUCUGGGAUCCAUAGUACCGGGUAUCUGAGAGAACUCUCGCUACUAAAACAACUUAAACGCGGUUACUUUUCCUAUAUCUUAAUUUAGCUUGUAAUGUAACAACGACAUCAACAGAAAAAAUGAGAAUCACAAACGUAAGACGUGGUAGAAUUUUUCGCAUAGCUGGUAUUUGUGCGGUAUUACUAGUUUUGAUUUAUGCCCUGCAAAGUUGGACAAGUGCAAACGGCGGCGUGGAUACAAGUGAAUUUAUCAAUUCUGACGCCCAAAAAAGUUAUUACAAAUUCCAUCGAAAUGUGUAUCCGGCGCUAAACACUGAAUUAGGUAACUUUGAACCUAAAACAAGAAGAUCAGUAAGCGGUCCAGGGGAAGAAGGGAAGCCAUACCAUAUGUCCCAAGACAGGACUAAUGACAUCAGUGACUCGGAGAGUGAAUAUGGCAUGAACAUUGCUGCUUCAGAUGACAUAGCUAUGAACAGAUCGAUUCCCGACACUCGGCUGGAGGAGUGCAAAUUCUGGCAUUACCCCAAAGACCUGCCGACCACGUCUGUCAUUAUUGUGUUCCAUAAUGAGGGAUUCUCUGUGCUGAUGAGGACGGUACACUCCGUUAUCGAUCGCUCGCCUCCUGAUAUACUGCACGAAGUUGUAUUGGUCGACGAUUACUCGGAUAAAUCCAAUUUAAAAGAUAAUCUAGAUCAAUAUAUAAAAAGAUGGAACGGUAAAGUCCGCUUGAUUCGAAACCCACAGAGGGAAGGUUUGAUUCGAACUCGAUCGCGUGGGGCGCAAGAAGCUACCGGUGACGUCAUCGUAUUCCUAGACGCGCACUGCGAGGUCAAUAUUAACUGGUUACCUCCUCUCUUAGCUCCAAUAUACAGGGACUAUAGGAUAAUGACAGUACCAGUUAUAGACGGAAUCGAUCACAGGACAUUUGAAUAUCGACCGGUAUAUCAACAUGGUACAAAUUAUAGAGGCAUAUUUGAAUGGGGCAUGCUUUACAAAGAGAACGAAGUCCCUGACAGAGAAUCCAAUCUUCACAAACACAAAUCAGAACCAUACAAGAGUCCUACGCACGCGGGCGGACUGUUCGCUAUCAAUAGAAGAUAUUUCCUUGAAAUUGGCGCAUACGACCCUGGUCUAUUAGUCUGGGGCGGAGAGAACUUUGAGUUAAGCUUUAAGAUAUGGCAGUGUGGCGGCAGUAUUGAAUGGGUUCCUUGUUCUCGAGUGGGUCACGUGUAUAGAGCGUUCAUGCCGUACUCAUUCGGAAGUCUCGCAAAGAACAAGAAAGGCUCCCUUAUAACUAUAAACUAUAAGAGAGUGAUAGAAACGUGGUUCGACGAGGAACAUAAGGAGUACUUCUAUACUAGAGAACCUAUGGCCAGGUUUUUGGAUAUGGGUGAUAUUAGUGACCAGUUAGCGUUGAAAGAGAGGUUGAAAUGUAAGAAUUUUGGCUGGUUCAUGGAGAAUGUGGCGUACGACGUUUACGAUAAGUUCCCGAAGCUGCCUAAAAACGUGCAUUGGGGUAUGGUGAAGAAUAAGGCGGCUAGUGUCUGUCUUGAUACUAUGGGGAAAGCGGCUCCAGCGUAUAUUGGCACAUCGAGUUGUCACGGCGCGGGCAACAACCAGCUGUUCCGUCUGAACGAGGCGGGUCAGCUGGGAGUGGGCGAGCGCUGCGUGGAGGCUGACAGCGACAGCCUCAAGCAGGCUAUCUGCAGGCUCGGAACUGUCGACGGACCUUGGAGCUAUGAUGAGAUGCACAACCAGUUAGUGCACCGUCUGCACAGCCACUGCCUGACGCUGCAGCCGCAGUCGCGUGCUCUGUCCCUAGCGCCCUGCGACCCGCACAACACCUUCCAGCAGUGGACCAUCGCACACAAGAAACCCAACUGAAACUUCCAUUGGAAUAUUUUUACACCAAAGCCUUUACAAUCCGUGACUGAGGGGAAUCGAGGCUUAAUUUCUUCAAUAUAACAAUAUAACACAAAACCAUAAUUCUUGCUUUCUCUAAAUUUGUAUUGUAUUUUAUUUACAUUGAUUAUUUAUUAUUUGCUGUGUCCAUAUGAGUACUUAAUUUACUAUUUUAAUUGUUUACAAUAUUUCUUUUCGUGUUAAGUAUUCUGUUCUGUUUCUUACCUAUUGUGUAAUUUAAUAACGUAUGAAAAAUGGGGAAAAAAGGGUUUUAACAAAAGUGAAAAAUCACCAACAUUUUUUCAUCUAAUAAAAUAUUUGGCUGAAAAGGAAUAGCAUGAAAUUAAUUUUACAUGUUUAAAUUAAAAAUAUUUUUAUUUUAAUUCUUAUUUGCUCAAAGCUCCUAUAAAAUUAGCAAAUUGCUUGGUGUUUAAACCAUUGUUUUAAAGGUAGGUUUUCACGGUAUGUGUGUUACGUCCGAUACGAGUUAAAACUCGUGAUCAGAUUUAGAUAAAAACUGGUGUUAUAACCACUCAAAACAAUCACAAUAGGCAUAGUUGUAAGAUUAUUGUAUUUAUUUUUAAGUUUCAUCUAACAUUGACAAAUUAAUCAGGAAUAAAAUGUUCCUACAAACAUUACCUAGCUUGUAAAAUAAAAAAAUCAAUGCAUUUCAUGUGUAUUUCGAAAAUAAUCGACUAUUAAUUGUCAUAAUUAAUUCAAAACGUAGAUUUAAUAUAUUACAAACGGCUAUUAAGUUCAACUUGGUGUAAAAUUAAAAGACUUUUGUUGGCUACAGUCAAACAAACAUCACAAAAACUUUGAAAUUAUAGUUAUAUUUAUUUUCUAUUUAAAAUAUAUUUUUAAGUUCGAUUGCAGUCUAGUUUUAUUUAAAUUUAAUUUUUAAUGAGAUUAUUUUAAUGUUAUUUAUAUAUGUAUUGUAUUUACAUUCCCAUAUGAGGUUUAUUUCGAAUCUCUAAAUAUAACCACUCGCCUGAAAUUAAAAUUGCAUUUAAAAAUUAAAUAUCAUUGUACAAUAUUUUUUUAUUACUUUCUUUUAUUUUAUUUGUAUUGAUAAUACUUAAAAAUCUAUUCUUUUAUGAGAAACUUAAGCUGUAAAAUAAUUUUGUCAUCUCAAGCGUAAAUAAGACUGAAGUCUUGAAAAAUGGCGGAAAGUGAGUUAAACAAUAAUUAUACAAAUAAAAAUGUAAUAAUUUUAAGACCUGCUUUUGUAAUGCGGAAAAAGGAAACCGUAUUUUAUUAAUUCCGAUGUAAUUUAGCUGUAAAUGUACACCAAUUUCUUUCUUUGUAAAUUUUCUGUGAUGAAUUUUUUAUAUAUGUAAUUCGAU